Messenger RNA from Lactuca sativa (garden lettuce), 843 nucleotides. The record is from RefSeq and is a predicted model, not a curated record. NCBI's taxonomy places the organism in Eukaryota, Viridiplantae, Streptophyta, Magnoliopsida, Asterales, Asteraceae.
AUGGGAGAUCCCGGAUGCCUCAGUCUUCCAUGUGAGUUUAGAAACAAUUUGAAGACUUAUGUUUUAGCCGAUUCCGGGGCUCGCAUAAAUUUGAUGCCAUAUUCAUUUUAUCAAAAGCUGAAUAUUCAGAAAAUAAAGGCUACAAAGAUGACCAUACACAUGGCCAAUCAAUCGGUGACUCACCCGAUGGGAAUUGUAGAAGACAUCCUUGUUAAAAUUGGGAAAUUUGUUUUCCUGAUUGACUUUGUGAUUAUGGAUAUGAAGGAGGAUGUUAAUGUCCCAAUAAUUCUUGGUCGUCCUCUACUUAAUACUGCUAUAGCUUUAGUUGAUGUUCGUGAAUCCAAGCUUACAUUGAGGGUUGGUGAUAAUGAGGAGACUUUUGGAAUACAAGAUGGUUUUCAAGGAAAAGAUGUAAAAGGUGAGGUGUUCAAUAUGGAAAAAGAUGAUGAUCUUGAAGAAUUGGAAAAGCUCGUGGAGGAAGAAAUCAAGACAAUUCAUCAAGUCAAACGCACCAAACCAAGAGCAUCUGUAUCGUUUUUCGUUGAAGUCGUUACUUACACAAAACCAACAACUUUGAUGAGUGAGGAAAGCGAUGAUUUGUCGAGUAAUGAAGACGAGGCUGCUUCCAAGGAGACGAGUCCAAUGGAAAUGGCUUCAAGAGGAUCCAAUGAACAAUUUCAAGGGCAUGUGUCAUCUCGCCACAUGUUAUACCGCCUUCCCAUUCACAUGCCAACUCAAGUUUUAACCAACUUCACAAACAAAUUAGGAUGGUUGCACAACAGGGAGUUUGCAGUUUCUCCAAGAAUUGAUUGGGCUAUAUUUGAGGAGGUUGGAUUGAUGUAG